Lingula anatina is the source of this 5551-nucleotide messenger RNA. RefSeq lists its product as uncharacterized. Gene Ontology annotation, molecular function: RNA binding; metal ion binding. NCBI's taxonomy places the organism in Eukaryota, Metazoa, Brachiopoda, Lingulata, Lingulida, Lingulidae. The record is from RefSeq and is a predicted model, not a curated record. Gene Ontology annotation, cellular component: precatalytic spliceosome.
GCAGUCUUUCAUCCAAUCAAGAAAAAGACAUGGCGAACACUGGAGAUUGAUGCAUACUGCAGUGUGGGUUUUCCUUAUUAUUCGCGAUCCUGUGUUAACUUGAGAUCUAAUCAAGCCGGAUAUUGUCAGUUACUGAUCCUGACGACUUGAGAAUCAAAUGCAGUUAUCUUAAAUUUCAGUUAUCGUCCCAGGGAGUUGUUGCCAAGACUGUAGCAUGGAAGCCCCAGAAGAUCAAAACCUGUCCUUGGAGGAAGGCAUUGAGGCUGCACAGGAGGCCAGGGAGUCUGACCCAGAGGCUGAGCAGGGGGUCAGGGAUGAGGAAGAGGAGGAUGCAGGGAGAGAAGAGGACAGCGGGGCUGAGGAUAUCCAGGAUGAGCAGGCUGGCUCUGGUGCAGAAGAUGAUGCCUCUGAUGUGGAGGGGGACCAGUUAGUUACCUCAGAAGAUAAUCCAGAAGGACAAGUGCCUGUUGUGGAACAACUUCAAGAUGUGAGCCAACCCCAGUCUGCUGGUCAAGGAGCAGAUGGACUAUAUCUACCUCCAGAAGAGAGCGGCCCCUCUGAGACCGAUGAUCGUAGACGGGUGUCCAGCAGUGCUGAGGCGCCUGAGACUGAAGUUGACCAGUCACAUCUCCUGUUGCAAAGUGAGGCUGACCAGGCACAGCUGACUUCCCAAACUGAGGCUGACCAAUCACAAGCAAUGUUGCAAGUAGAACCUGAUCAGUCCCAGGUCAAUUUACACACUGAAGCUGACCAAUCACCAAUAGCUUCAGAAAUUGAGGCUGACCAGUCACGGUCAGCCUUGCAAGUCGAGGCAGAUCAGAAUGAAGGGGCUGCCCAGCCAGUGUUUGGGGAGGAUUCCACAGACAGAGAAGCAACACGGGACAGCACUGAAGAGGUUUCUGAAACCGAGAGCACGGGUGAGGUGGAUGACGCAGAAGAAAGCACACAGGACUCACAAUUCACUGCAGACAGCACCAACCAGGGGAUCCCUUCAUAUUCUGUGAUUUCUGGAGUAAGUGACCCCCCUGGGUCACUCACUGGGGACUCUCAGUCCCAGUCUUUGCCAUGGGAGGGUUAUUUUGGUGGUGCUGCCCCUGGCUCCCACCCAGAGGAGUCUCAGUCCCAGUCUCUGACAGGGGAGGGGCUCUAUGGAGAAAGAGAUGCCACAGAGGAUAUUUCUCAGGACUCCUCAAUACAGCAGGGGGACAUUGAGGAGGAGGAAAGGGGUGGACUCUCUGACCAGAUAUGUGAUAGUAAUCAAAAUGAUUCUCAAAGUGCGAUUAUCAAACAGGACACUGAAAACCAGGGACAGGGAAAUCUGCCAACACAGAGUGAUUAUGGUAUAGAAAGGUUGGGUAUCAAUGGAGAUAGUGACAGUGCCACCCCAGGGAUAAGAGAUGGUAGUGGUUCCACUACAGGGGUGGCCCCAGAUAGUGGGUGUAAUCCGGCAACCCUGUCAGAGGGUGAGGAUGGAGAGGAAGAAAGCUCAGAUAGUGGGGAAAUUGAGGAAGAGAAAGACAGUGGUAAAAUGGGGACAGAUCAGAAAAAUGCCACACAGCACCAAACUGAUGUAAAAGCUAAGAGAAAAGACAACCCUUUGAAACAUGAUUUAAAUGAGGAUCACGUUGAGCUGGACUUUGAGGAAGAUGUGGUGGAUGUGCAUGCAAGUGAGAGUGGGAUGUUAGUGGAUGGACAGAAGGAAGAAAUGGAUGACACUGGAAGAAAAGAGGAAGGUGAAGAAUCAGAAGAAGAGGGAGAAGAAAAGGAAGAAGGAGAAGCAAGAUCUGGCGACGAGGGUGAGAUAGAGGAUGAAGAUUGCGAAGAAGGAGAAAUAAAAGACCCUGAUGGGAGAAAGCCAUUUGUAAGGCCGAUGUGUCGUUUUUUCAAUAGAGGGCACUGCACGUGGGGCCCUUCUUGUCGAUUUCUUCACCCUGGGGUCAAUGACAAAGGUAACUACUCCCUGAUAGAAAGGCCAGGGUUUCACCCCCCAGGGAGGCUGGGGCAGCCUGGGGGUCAGGGACCCCGGGGACAGGAGGGUAAUCCAGUGGAAGAACUUCCCCCGCCCCCUCCAGUGGAGGAACCUGCUACAGAGAGUGCCUGGGAAAGAGGGCUGAGGCAAGCCAAGGAGCUGAUGAAGAAGGCCAGUAAAAAGAAAGAACAAGAGGUGAACUUACACGAGAAGCGCCUCACACUGAGUAUAGAGGAUCAAGACAGGGAGAUGAAUAAAGAAAACGACAGGAGAAGAUUUGAGCCAGACCCGUACUAUGAUGACAUGUUUGAUGAUCCUUACUAUACAAAAGAACUAGACAUCCAUCCGUACGAGAACUUUGAAGUACGCUGGAGUCGGGAGCCUUUGCCACCACCGCCUCAGGAAUAUUACCCCAGGGGGCAUGACUACCCGCCUAUGAAUCGUGACAGGAGAAGGGAGAGAAGGAGAAGUCCAUCUCCUCACAGGCCAAGGGAGCACCGCAGACACAGAGAACGUGUGCGUGAGCGCAUAGAACGGGAGCCAAAUCCACCACCUCAGAGAGUUUUGCCUGACAGUAAACCACCUCCAGAGACAAUGGAGAACAAAAAUAAUAAGCCAGAUGAAUGGAGAGAUCCUUGGAUGAGGUCAAAAUCUCCAAAGAGAAAACCUGGGUCUCCGGAGCCUCAGUCACGGGGAAGGAGGAGGAACAGGUCUGGGAGCUACUCAUCGUAUUCAUCAUCAAGAUCUAGGUCAAGGUCAUCUUCAUAUUCUGUCUCAAGUCGUUCAUCAUAUAGCCGGUCAUCUUCAUUUAGUUCAAGAAGUUCAUCAUAUUCACGCUCUCCAACACCAAAAGGUAAAAAAGCAGCAGUGCCUGGACCCCCAACAGAGAAAAAGCCCCUGCCUGCUCCAAAACCUGGUGAGGCUCCAAAGAGUUCUGUGCAGAAGACGACAACAAAAUCUCCAGACAAGAAAGCAAAACCUCUAGUGGGCCCCACAUGGGCACCCCCAGUGACACCUAGUGGUGGAACAACAACUUCUGGUUCGGCGCCAUCUCAGCCACAGAAAUUAUUGGGACCACCACCAGGGGCCAAGACAGGACCAACAGAAAGAGGAAGGAAAAAGGAGAAAGGACCCCCCAGGACUAAGAAGAAGACUCACAGUCCAAGCGGCAGUUCCUCUUAUAGCAGCUCCAGCUCUUCUUCAUCACGAUCACGCAGUCGUAGCAGCAGUGCAUCAUCUGUCAGUAGUACAUUUUCUAGUAGCUCAGGUGGAAGUGCCGACUCAGAUAACAUAUACAAAGACAUGGGAAAGGGGCCUAAGAAAGGAAAAAAUAAAGAUGUCACAAAGAGGCCACCACCUGGAGGGGUACCUCCAGCGCCAUCUACUGGCGGUCCAGCCGGAGGACCUCCAGUGCCACCUCGGAGAGAAAAAGAGAAGAAAGACAAGUCAAAACAAAUGGCCAAACCCACAACAUUAUCAAAAACUGGACCACCACCACCAGCACAGAUGUCCAGUGGGGCUCAGCCUCCACCACUCCAGCCAGUUUCAGGAAGAGGUGACCGAGUGGACAGUUCAAAGACAAAGUCCAGUGUGACGUCAUCAACAUCUGUGGUCAAAACAGCCAAAGAUCCAAUGAAGAUGAUAGGGCAAAAGCAACAGAUUAAGUUAACCCUUGUGAACAAGCCAAAGGACAAGGGAGGUCUGAAACGACCAGCAGAGGGCAGUAGUGCUCCUCCUGCCAAGAAGCCCACACCUGCCAAACCUCCUGUAAAAGCUGCCCCAAUACCAAAAGAUUCAAAGGCAUCUGUGAAAGUUCCUCCGAAAGCCCCAGAGAAACCAGCUGAGGCAAAACCCUCUAUACCCAAGGUUAGCAUGAAAAUUGAGAGCAAGAAACCACUUCUACAGCCUCCAAAGCCUGUUAAGACGGCGUCUAGCAACAAUGUGCCACAAGGAGGCUCCACUGCAGCUCCAGUGGUAGCCAAAGCAUCGAAGAAGAGCACGUCUUCGAGGAGAGAAGAACUUUUGAAACAGCUAAAAGCUGUGGAAGACGCCAUUGCUCGAAAACGCUCAAAGAUGAAUUGAUGAUGUAAAUCAUGGCACCAGGGGAUGGUGUGAUUGUUAUCUUGUUUUAAAAGUUCUCUUGAGAUCAUGACAUCGGCAAGAAGUGUGACUUGGUAAUUUUAUCCAAGUUUAACUUGAAUGGCAAUAUUGGUAUGAAUGGUCAUUCGACAUAGUAGUUGAUGUUACAGAGGAUGCAGCCGACUUGGAGUGCACCUAUAUUGAAUGCUUUAUUGCCCAUAGUCUCGAGAUUAGAAAGUGCUUUGCUCUAGAAUUCCAGCUCAGUGCUGUGAGAAGAUUGCUCUCAUGAUAUCAAGCACAAAAGAUGGUGGUAGAAUGCCUUCAGAAACAUACUGAAGAAAUAAUCCCAAAUCGACUGAGCUUUGCUACAAAAUCUGAGUUUUAGGAGUUAAUCUACAAUUUUGCAAAGAAAAGAGUGGAGGUUAUUUAAAACCAUGGAGAGAACGUGGACAUGUUAACAGAAUGAUGUUGAGAUCUAGAUAGGCAUAGAAAACCCCAAAUGAAUGCCUAUUUGCCAUAAAAGAAGCAUUUAGAGAUGAUACGUAUCAGCUCAUGAUAGUUAACGGAUUCAAUAUAUACAAGUAUGAUAUCUUUUUCUAAAAAUGAAGGGGGUUUCUCUCUCUGACAGUACAGGUUGAGUGCAGAGUAAGUUCUUCAAACAGAACUCACUGCUGCAUUGGGUCAUUAAUUAAUUUUUUCAAUUGGUGGCUUGUUUUAGUAUCAGAAAGGCUUGAUAAAUCUGCAGUGUAAUAAGGUUUACGUGAGAUAUGUAAAGAAUUGCACACCUCACUGGAAUAUAGGAAUUGAAGAACUAAUAAAUAAAAGCACUAGAAUUAUUCAUUAUGCUAUGCAAACCAAAUCUAAUUGAAAGUAAUUAUGAGAAUUUGUCUUUGCUCAUUUUUUCACUCUGCAUUUUGCUAGCAAUUAUUCGUCUUCAUUAUUGGACAUUCAGGCAAUUACAGAAAUUAUACCUGCGGUUUUUAAACAGUAUUGAAGUCUGUAGUGUGCUGGGGUUUGCCUUACUUGAAAUAAAAACUAGCGUCAGUCUUUUUAUUGAAGCCCAUUAGUAUUGAGGAAAGUAGACCACACCUGAAGCCAGAGAUGAAAAUGGAUAAAUUUUGGGAAAUUACAGCUUAUUUGAUUGUUUGUAUUUUUUUUAAUUUAUCAUAUUACAGACAGUUACAUGUUCUUUGUAUUGCCAAAUUUUUGUCAGUCUUCAUCAUAAAACCUGAUCUAAUUAGUGCAGGUAUUACUGUGCACAGGUGUCAUAUUAGUAUGCUGUUCUUGGCUAAUCAGUUUAAUGCAGGUGUCUUAUUAGUAUGUUAACUGAUCAGCUGUGACAUCUAGUGAUCAGUACUAAUACAAAGAAAGUGUAACUUUUUGUGAUAUCAUGAUAGAAAAACAAUUUGGAUUUAUGUAGGGACUAAUGAGUCCAGACAUUCUUCAAAAACUUAUUUGAUAAUAUCCAUAAUGGAACUUGUAAAAUAAAUCUUUUUUAGUAAA